Molecule: messenger RNA, 1329 nt
Organism: Salvelinus fontinalis (brook trout)
Lineage: Eukaryota; Metazoa; Chordata; Actinopteri; Salmoniformes; Salmonidae
Exons: 9
Coding region: 1-1329 (442 amino acids)
Source: RefSeq, a predicted model, not a curated record
AUGGUCAAUGCUGCAACAGUAAAUGUAGCGUUGAAAGGAGUGGCCACCCAGUCAUCAACAGAAUGGUAUUGCAUAGCUCAAAAUGCCAUUGAUGGGAACAGAGAAUCAGACGGUCAGAAAGGAUCCUGCACCCACACUGCAUAUGACACCAACCCCUGGUGGAGAGUGGACUUACUGGAUGUGUACAGAGUGACAGCUGUCACCAUCACCAACAGAGGAGACUGCUGUUCUGAGAGGCUUAAUGGUGCUGAGAUCCGCAUCGGUAACUCACUGGAGAACAAUGGCAUCAACAACCCCAGAUGUGUUGUCAUAUCCCUCAUCCAAGCAGGAGAGACCAAAACUGUCCAGUGUAAUGAGAUGGAGGGUCGCUACGUUGUUGUGGUCAUCCCUGACAGGAAUGAAUAUCUCACUCUGUGUGAGGUGGAAGUAUAUGGCACUCCUAGAGUUCCAACCGGAGAAUUCCAAUUAAAUGUAGCGUUGAAAGGAGUGGCCACCCAGUCAUCACUGCAUGGGGAUGGCCAGGCUAACAAUGCCAUUGAUGGCAACAGAGAAUCAAACUAUUUCAAACUACACUGCACCCACACUGAAUGGGACACCAACCCCUGGUGGAGAGUGGACCUGCUGGAUGUGUACAGAGUGACAGCUGUCAGCAUCACCAACAGAGGAGACUGCUGUUCUGAGAGGCUGAAUGAUGCUGAGAUCCGCAUCGGUAACUCACUGGAGAACAACGGCAUCAACAACCCCAGAUGUGUUGUCAUCUCCAACAUCCCAGCAGGAGAGACCAACACCUUGCAGUGUAAUGAGAUGCAGGGUCGCUAUGUUGUUGUGGUCAUCCCUGGACAGAACAAGGUUCUCACUCUGUGUGAGGUAGAAGUAUAUGGCACUCCUGCAGGUAACCAUCUUUUCACCUUCUUGAGGAGGAAGGUGAUGGUGGUGAGGGAGAAGCUGUGCUGGUCCGAUGCUCUGUUCUACUGCAGAGAGCACUACUGGGACCUGGUCAGUGUUCGCAACGAGACAGAGCAGAGGGUCCUGGAGAAACUGGUGAAGGAGAGUAACCUCAUCACCCCCCUCACCUCCCAUCUGUGGCUGAGCCUGCGCAGGUACAUCCUGGGAGACACGUGGUACUGGAUGACCGGAGACAGUAUGAACUACACCCACUGGGUGAACGGCGUCCCCCCUGGGAAGGACAUCUCCAACCCCUGUGGAGCGUUGACCAACGGGGCCAACGGAGGGAACUUCCUCUGGGUGGAACGGCUCUGUGAUGACCAUUACAACUUCCUCUGUUACUCAGGCAAGCCCCCCGAUACCCCAUACAUGUACAUCGCCUGA